AUGAUGCGUUGUAUUGGCGUGUCGUUCGCGACGAGGAUAAUCGGAGCAUAUACGAUGUCCAUUUCGAUUUUAUUAAUAAACGUGUUGAUAAGCAAGUUUUUUUCAAGAGAUAGCGAUGAUGAUUUUUUCGAAUCUGCCAAGACUUGGGCUAUACUAGGAUUAAAUUGGAUGCAAGCAAUGCAGAAGUACGUAGUGGGAAAGAAAAAAGCGGAAAGUGCCUUGAUAUGUUUUCUCAUAUAUGCAGUCUUGUUUCUGUCAGCGAGUAUAUUCCUCAUUAUAGGAUCGCUAUCGAAGAGACAUACGGCUGCCGUGCCUUGGAUGUAUUUACAAAUGGGUAGCCUAAUAGAUCAGGCUGUGUCGCUAUGCAAUCAUAUGAUAUAUGAUCAACGAACUACCUUAUAUUUUUGGUAUACUACGAUAUGCAGUCUCUAUUUGAUGUUGAGCGUGUAUUUCUGGAUAGUCGUGGAAGCAGCCCGAAAUCAAUGGUACAACGAGCAAGAUAGAGAUACAAAUUGUGACUCGUUCAUGUUAAAUACUGUAUCAACGUCCACGAGUAGCAAUCCGAAGUCACCGUCCUUUCUCUCGCAAAAUUUUUCAAUGUUUGAACAAUCGCAUCCGUCGACGAUUCUGCCUAUAUAGCAGGAAGUUCAUGAAGAAACAUAAACAAUCUCAAAACUACCCAGACAACAUAAAGAAUCCAAAAGAGAGACUUGAGACGUCUUUGGCGUCUUCAAGACGUCUUAUGUCUCAAUGUGUUGUCUGGGUAUCCUGAUAACUAGACUUGCCGCUUGAGGUAAACUUGCCAGAACUUAUAGGAUUGAGGAUGAUAUUUACAGAACUAUACGGG
Atta colombica is the source of this 847-nucleotide messenger RNA. RefSeq lists its product as uncharacterized. NCBI's taxonomy places the organism in Eukaryota, Metazoa, Arthropoda, Insecta, Hymenoptera, Formicidae. The record is from RefSeq and is a predicted model, not a curated record. Bases 1 to 639 code for a protein of 212 amino acids. The transcript is spliced from 5 exons.